AUGAUAGAGCGGUGCCGACCGGAGACACACACAUUUCAUCUACCUAUCAACGAGGCUACUAUCACGCUAGAGGACGCGAAGGUUCUAUUCGGUUUGCCCGUUGAUGGUAUGGAUGUCAGCUACCCGCAUGCUCUUAUUCACUAUACGGGAGACGACUAUCUAAAUAUGUUGCAGAGGUUCACCGGUCUCCAGCCUGCGAAGCUGACUGUUUUGAGUGGUGCCAGUCGAUUGCAGCUGAUGCCCAUUAGGAAGUAUCUGGUGCUGCUGCACGCAGAGAUUACUGAUUACUCACCACUAGAGGCUAUCGACCGGCAAACGUGGCUGUCGUUGCUGAUGAUGUUUGGUGGUAUUCUGUUCCCGAACACUUCGGGAAACCUA
Nicotiana tabacum (common tobacco) is the source of this 378-nucleotide messenger RNA. The record is from RefSeq and is a predicted model, not a curated record. Lineage: Eukaryota; Viridiplantae; Streptophyta; Magnoliopsida; Solanales; Solanaceae.